CCGAAAUUUCAAAAAAUAUAUGCAUGUCGGGUUGGGGGGUUCAGCUCGCCACGUUGGGCAAAGCCGUCCGUGGUGGUGUAUAAGUUAUUGCUUUCCACAUUUGUUAGGAAAAAAGUAUGCGUGAUUUAAUCCGAUGGUAGUUUGACUACUAAAAAUAGUGGUCGUCUGAUAGCUGUGUCUCCUUGGUCAAAUUGGGGGUCAAAUUGUUGGGAUCAUUGUCGUUAAUAAGUGAUUGAUCGGUCCAACAGUUAAUCCGUUUGUGCUUUUGUUUGCUUGUACGGAAUCUGAAUCAUGCAUUCACAAGUUUUUGUUAUGGAAAACAGUAGGGGGAAAAAUCCUAUAUGAAGUAUCUGUUUGUUGAACAGUAGGAAAUACGACCGUAUAAUUGUAUUGAAGAUCUUGUGAUUUUGAACUGCCCAAGUAUGCCAACAGUAGAGUUGGUAGUUUUGCAUAUACACCGAGUACUAAUUUUGCAAGGCUAGUGUUUUCUCCCCUGUUCUGAGAUUAUAUCCAUGAUCCCAUGGCUUAUCUUCAUCCAUUCUGUGAAGAGCAAUUGCUUCUUGUCUAGAAACCUUUCUACAUUUGCUAUCUUGGUAUGGACAAACUUUUGUUGUAGGAACCUUAGGUUAUGUCUUUACUCGGUAAUUGAAAGUUCACACAAUAAUCCAGCAUUUUGAUCAAAUUAAUUAGAUCGUUCCAACAUACUUGAAUUUAGUGGCCAAACAUAAUUGUUUAUAUCGGUUAUCUCAUGGCCACGUUGUUAAAAACCAUAACAAUCUCCAUGUACCUCUUUUUCCAUCAAAGUUCGUUGAGAGUUUAUACAUAAAUCAGAAAAUAGUAAAUAUGAGAUUGUAAUGGGAAGGAAUUGUAGCUAGCGAUACACAUUUAUCCCUAUAGGUGAUUUCUGCCCUAGUGUAUUUUGUAGGUUAAGAGAGUCGAUGGAUUGUCUACACUAGAUUUGUACAAAGUUUUCUUCAGCUGUAAUUCAAUUCAAGUCUAUAAGAACAGAACAUGAAUUAAAUUUUAUUGAGAAUAAUGCCAAAAUUGGCAUUGUUAGCAAAAUCCUCUAACUGGAAGUAAUCAAAUAAAAGUUUCUAAUCUCAAGCCCUACUACCCCCUAACUCAGUAGGGACCCAACCCAACAUUGCAACCUCCAGCUGGACUAAUUUUCCUUGAAGACAGGCUGAUAACUUAAGCUAGGCUGAAGAGUACAAGGGCCUUGACACAUUCACUAGCCCAGUUUAAUGAUAUUUUUUGGGCCUUGACAUAUUCACUAGCCCAGUUUAAUGAUAUUUUUUGGGCCUUGACUGACAUAAUUUUGAGCAUACCUAGCAGGCCAAAUCCUUGUGGGGCUUGGUCAGGUUGGGCCACUUGUGUUAUAUCUGGUCCAUCGCUACAUUCGUAACCUAGCAUAAUUUAUUAGUUAGUUUCAGUUGUCGCUUGUCAGAAAAAAUUGCUCAGGUCACAAGUCCCCUGUGAACCAAAAUGUUUGAGUCACGAAAUUGUCGAUGGCAAAUUUUUAUCCUCUGAAAAGGUCUAGAAAGUAACAAAAAAAGGAAGUGGACCCAUAUCUUUAAUUACUGCCAUAUCAAUACCAAAUCAUGCUUAUCCGAUAACUGCGACUUUCCCAUCAUCGAGUUAUAUAUAUACCCUUUUGUUGAUUGAGACUUGUAUAAAUUGAAAAGGAGAAAUUCAGGUGCAUAAGGAAUCUACGUUGCAUGCAUAAGACGUGUUGGAAAUAUCAUAAGUUUUGGGACAAGCAAGAGAGGACAUGGAGCCAUCAUCACAACCUCAGCCGGCAAUUGGUGUUGUUGCUGGUGGAUCACAAGUGUACCCUGCAUACCGGCCUGCAGCAACAGUGCCUACAGCUCCUGCUGUCAUUCCUGCCGGUUCACAGCCAGCACCGUCGUUCCCUGCCAACCCUGAUCAACUGAGUGCUCAGCACCAGCUCGUCUAUCAGCAAGCCCAGCAAUUUCACCAGCAGCUUCAGCAGCAGCAACAGCGUCAACUCCAGCAGUUUUGGGCUGAACGUCUGGUCGAUAUUGAACAAACUACUGACUUCAAGAACCACAGCUUGCCACUUGCUAGGAUAAAGAAGAUCAUGAAGGCAGAUGAGGACGUUCGCAUGAUCUCCGCAGAGGCUCCUGUGAUCUUUGCGAAAGCAUGUGAGAUAUUCAUACUGGAGCUGACCCUGAGAUCAUGGAUGCACACGGAGGAGAACAAGCGCCGUACCUUGCAGAAGAAUGACAUAGCAGCUGCCAUCACCAGGACGGAUAUGUACGAUUUCUUGGUAGAUAUAGUUCCCAGGGAUGACUUGAAGGAGGAGGGAGUUGGGCUCCCUAGGGCUGGAUUGCCGCCCUUGGGUGUCCCUGCUGACUCAUAUCCGUAUGGCUACUAUGUGCCACAGCAGCAGGUCCCAGGUGCAGGAAUAGCGUAUGGUGGUCAGCAAGGUCAUCCGGGGUAUCUGUGGCAGGAUCCUCAGGAACAGCAGGAAGAGCCUCCUGCAGAGCAGCAAAGUGAUUAAGAAGAGUAAAUGAUCCCUGUGAAUUGUCAAGAAGCUUACCACCUGAUUCAGAAUUUUACUUUUAGCCAGGUUGUCGUCUAUUCUGAAUUUAUGAAUAGGAUUAGGAUUCUCUCAUGGUAGUUGCAUUUCUGCUGUAGUGGAAAAGGAUUUAUGACAUGAGAGUAUGAGACUAAUGGGUUUCAGUUACUAUACCGUUUCCUGUCAAUCCAAAAGUUGGCCUUUGCGAGGCCAUUGAUAUUGAACCUAAUGUGGUUGAACUGCCCAUGCCAACGUUUGUAAGCUCUGAUGUGGGUCAUUCUGUAUUUCAUGUUUGCAUGGUUUCAUGGAAUCUUCUUUGUUUAGACAAUGAAAAUGUUUUACAUUCGUGGCAUCUGCCAUAACACA
Molecule: messenger RNA, 2908 nt
Organism: Oryza sativa Japonica Group (Japanese rice)
Lineage: Eukaryota; Viridiplantae; Streptophyta; Magnoliopsida; Poales; Poaceae
Source: RefSeq, a predicted model, not a curated record